AUGUUUAUUAAUCAGUCUGUCACUGAAUUCGUCAUAGUAGGAUUCAAAGAUAUUGCUGACCAGUACAAUCACACUUUAUUUUUCCUGCUGAUUAUUUUUCUCUACAUUUUCAUCUCUUGUGGAAAUGCAGUUGUAGUGCUUGUGAUUAUUUUUGAGUCUCGCCUGCAUAAACCUAUGUACCUUUUCAUCUGUACCCUAUCAGUGGUUGAGAUAUGCAUUGUCUCGACAGUCUACCCAACAUUGCUGGCUCUUUUCUUUAAAGGAAAGGCAUACAUCUCAUUUGAUCAUUGUUUUUUGCAAAUGUACGCUUUUGAUGCUUUCUUAGUCAUGGAGAAUUAUCUUUUGACUGCAAUGGCCUUUGAUCGGUAUGUAGCUAUUUGUAAAGCUCUUCAAUAUCACACCAUUAUGACCUUAAAGACCUGUAAGAUUUUGAUAUGUUUAUGUUGGUUACUUGGAUUCCUGAGCCCAUUAGGCACAGUUAUCCUGGUUUACAGAUUACCUUACUGUGGACCCAAUGUAGUUGAGCAUAUCUUCUGUGAUUCAUCUCCAUUGUUGACACUUGCUUGUUCCAAUAGCGAUAUUAACGUUGCAAUGGAUUUAUCUGUUAGCUCCUUUACAGUCAUAUUGAAUUCCAUUUUUAUUGUUAUUAUAUACUCAAAUAUAUUGUUUGUUAUACUAAAGAUGAGAACAUCGGUGGAACGGAAAAAGGCCUUCUCUACUUGCACAUCUCAUCUAAUUAUGUCACUUAUUUUCUAUGGAAGUGUUGCCUUUAUGUAUAUACAGCUUCAAGAGAGUUACUCUGCAGAGUAUGACUUAGCAUCAGCUAUCCACCAAUCAGUCCUGACCCCACUCUUGAGUCCUCUUGUUUACAGCUUUCGAAACAAAGAAAUUAAGAGUUUUCUUAAGAGGAUGCUUAAGAUUAAGAACUAUUAA
Messenger RNA from Staurois parvus, 933 nucleotides. Lineage: Eukaryota; Metazoa; Chordata; Amphibia; Anura; Ranidae. The record is from the annotation of a GenBank genome assembly.